Molecule: messenger RNA, 894 nt
Organism: Adineta ricciae
Lineage: Eukaryota; Metazoa; Rotifera; Eurotatoria; Adinetida; Adinetidae
Source: the annotation of a GenBank genome assembly
AUGCCCAAAGUCCGACGAAAGCGACGAUCAACAACACCGAAAACAAAUCCAUUGAGUCGACCAAAGAAGACUUUAGCAAAAGAGAUACCAACUCAGGAACGACCAACAAAGCCAGUUUAUUUUGACAUAACUGCCGACCCAACUAAUUCAAUUAAAUCCAAAUCAACAGGCAAUUUUAUUAAAAUAGGUAAACCACCACGCAAUUUAAAAAUUCCCAAUAGUUGGGAUGUAAAACCAGGAGACGUUAUCUCAUGGAGUGAAGGACGGCCAACAGAGACGUUUUUUGUUACUUCGGAAGGAACACUUCUGAAAAAUCCCGAUACAUCAGGUUCAGGUUACUUAACAUUUCCACUCUCAAUAACUUCGCAAUUUUCUGAUGUACUCGAUUCGUAUUCAACUGUUUUGGACGCUGUUGGGCGGAAUAAUGUUUCAUCUAUUGAACUUCUCCCUACAGACGCAUUCUUUGCGGCACAUUUUGCCAAACAACCAUUACCAGCAUCAAUUCGAAAUCGGACUGAUAUCAAAUAUUCAUUUGAGCCCAAUGAUGAAAUUCUUUUUGUAACAUUACCAAACAGUCCUGAUGAAUGUCGAGAAUUUGCGUUAAAUUCAGCUAAACUCGAUGACAUAAUUCAAUAUAUUUCCAAUGAGAAUGAAAGCAAAGGACAACUGGUCGUUAAAUUCAAUUUCGAAGGUAAACCGACAUGUAGCAAAGCGCCACGCGGCAUCGUAUCUGGUUUACCAACUGGUUGGCAAUGUCAACAACAAGGUUCCUUAAUGUUUGGCGAAACGAAAAUUCAAGGCGAAUGGAUUUGUCAAGGACCUGAUAAAUCGAAAGAUAAAGCUCGAAAAGCGAUUGAAAAAUUUUAUAAAGGACUUAAUGUAGAAAUAAAAUAA